Molecule: messenger RNA, 2938 nt
Organism: Caenorhabditis angaria
Lineage: Eukaryota; Metazoa; Nematoda; Chromadorea; Rhabditida; Rhabditidae
Source: the annotation of a GenBank genome assembly
AUGAUAUUUUUAUUCGUGGUAAGAGUUCAAAAUAUCAACUAAUACAUAUUCCAAACUAUAAAUUGUUUCAGAUAUUUUUAUUAACCUCACUAGCUUUUGCUCAUGAAAUAAGUAACGGUGUAAUUGAUAAACCUGAAGUGUUUUGUGGAAUUGAUACAAUUCGAGUGAAUGUGAAUACCGAAAGAUCAUUUAAAGGUCGAAUUUAUGUUGAUGGAGAAUCUGAUAAACAACAUUGUGUUCAACAAUCAGAUGUGAAUUCAGAAAAUAAUCAAUUUAGUAUUCCAAUUGGAGCAUGUAAUAUGAGAAGACAAAGAACUCUACAUCCACGUGGAAUUGCAUUCUCAUUUACAAUGAUUGUUUCAUUUCAUCCAUUUUUUGUGACUGGAAUGGAUCGAGCAUUUAGUAUUCGAUGUUUUUUCUUGGAAUCUAUUAAAGGAUUGAAUGCGAAUAUUGAUGUUGGGUUAGUUUUUGAUUAAUGUUGGAGUCUCACGUUGGAAAAAUUCGAAAAUUUUCAUCGUAACGUUUUUGGAAGUUCUAGAAGUUGUGAAAUUUUAUUGAUUACAAAAUUCUGGAAAAAUGGCCAAGUUUCACAAAAAUCCAGAGUGAUUAAUUUUGAGACCGAAAAGAAUAUCCCUAUUUAACAUUUUUUUAAAUCUCGAUUCUAUUUCACAAUAUUUGUGAAACGUAAUUUAUGCCAGAUUUUUUUCAAAAGAAACUCAGAUUUUAUUAUUUUCUUACAUUAGUAAAAAUAUGACAUAGAGUCGAAUUUCAAAAAUUUGAAACAUUUGAGAACCUUAUUCAGAGCAGGAAAAAAUCUAGUCUGCUCAUCAAUUUUUAGAAAAAAAAGUGACGUGAAAAGAAAAACAAGAAUUUGAGUAUGAAUAUUCCUAGACACAUUCUUGUUUGAAGAAAGAACGUAUAUCAAAUUUCCAGAACGAUUGCUCCUCAAAACAUAGAUCAAGAAUAUUCUCUUCCGGUUUGUGCAUAUCAUUUAAAAGACGCAACUGAAGGACAUGUUCUACGAUUUGCACAAGUCGGUCAAAAAGUAACACAUUUAUGGAGAUGUGAUCAAGACGCCAGUCAUGUUUAUGGAAUUCUAAUUCAUUCUUGUUUUGCUGAUGAUGGACAUGGAAAUAAAUUCGAAUUAGUUGAUGAUCGAGGAUGUUCAACUGAUCCAUAUUUACUUCCACAAAUUGAAUAUGAAAAUAAUGCGAUAUCUGCGUUUACAAAUGCUAAUGUUUUCAAAUAUGCUGACAAAGUUCAAUUAUAUUUUACGUGCACAGUUCAACUUUGUUAUAAACACGAUGGAGGAUGCGAAGGGAUAACACCUCCACAAUGUGGCGGCGGAGGAAAUCGAUAUUUUGGACCACCUAGAAGUGAACACGGAAAAGAUGAUGAACAUCAAAAUGAAAAUAAGGUCGAUGGUUCUCAUGAAAAAGAAGAUCAAGCAAAAGAAGAUGAUCACUUCUUCAAAAAAGCUCCAGAAUUCCAACCAAUUCUUCUAGGACCUCCAAGUCCAACUGUUUUCUCACCCGAUAGUUUACCACUUUCCCCAUUCAAAGGUCCGAAAGAACUUCAAGAAGAGCCAAAGUGAGUGACUAAUCCAAAAUUAGAAAUUUAACAAAAACUUGAACAUUUUCAGCCCAUACCGUCGUGAUAGCCCAUUAAAUGAGACUGAAGAGGAUAUUAUAAUGGAAGUUGUGACACUUCGAACAACAAUUGGAACACCAACACCAUCAACUGCUGAAUUGGUCACAUUCAAACCAAUAUCAACAACAUCUUCAAAUACUUCACCAACAACUACAAAAGUUCGAAGAACUGUUGGAGAAAUGGAAACUGAUGUUAGUGUUGAUGUUAUUGUUUUGCCAGUUGAAGAUAAGGAAAGAAAAGGUGAGAAUAUUAAUAUUAGAGUAGAAAAGUACUGUAGAAAAAACUUCGAAAUUAUUUUUUAAAAAAUUUCGCAAAUUAUUGAUUAUUGAAAAAUAGGGAACCAAAUUCGUGGAAAAAGAUAAAAAGAACUUGAGAAGCCUGAGAACUAGCUUGGAAAUAUGAUUGGAAUAAUAUAUUUAGGAUUAAAAAUUGAUCUGGAUGAUCCAAAAACUUAGAAAAAAUAAAAUCCAGGUAGCCGCUUUUUUGAGGACAAAACUACCAAUUUCUGAAAAUUUCAGAGCCCACUUUUCAUCAUUUGUGAGAGGAAAAAUUCCAAAUUUGAAACUUUUCGAAAAAAUUGGGUUUUUCAAGAAUUCUCCAGAUUUUAACUAGAAUCUUAGAAAAUUUUUUGAGAGGUUCAAACGAUCUACCAUUCUGGAAAAAAGCAAAUUCUAGUUGAAAAAAAAACAAAAUAAAGCAUCCUAUUUUUGUGAAUACUCGACUGGCUAAUUGUUUGUUUUUGUUUGUCUUGGCUCAUCGAAAGGCGAGAAUGAAAUCUAAUAUUCUCUAGUAUUCAAAAUAUAAUCUGCAGACAGACAAGAAAAAAUUCGGAUCAGAAAAAAAAAAUAAAUGAGAGCGAGUGAGCACUUGAAAGAGCACAGCUGCAACAAAAAACAUAAAAAAUAAAUACAACUUUUUAUGUGUGUUUUUACAAGACAAGAAAUUCGAGAUCCAAUUAUUUUUUAUAACAAUUCCUGGGUGAAACAUAGAAGGUUCUCACCCUAAAUUAAAUAAUGCCCUCUAAUGAUCCUGUGAGGAUCUAGUUUUGGAACUUAUCUCACUUCUAAAAUUUACUCACCAUAUAUUCAUUCUUCCAGAUUCAAAUUCAUCGCCUCAACCACUUUCAUUCCAAAAUUCAUCGGAAGUUUGUAUUUCCAAAACAUCAACUGCUUUAUUAUCAACAGCUUUAUUGAUUGUUUUGAUUUGUUGUUGUACAGUCACAUUUUUGGUGUCAAGAAAUCGACUUCGAAGGGAAAUUCACAAUAAAAGACGACUUGAUAAUUUCUAA